Messenger RNA from Suncus etruscus (white-toothed pygmy shrew), 1562 nucleotides. RefSeq names its product patatin-like phospholipase domain-containing protein 5. Bases 138 to 1142 code for a protein of 334 amino acids. Lineage: Eukaryota; Metazoa; Chordata; Mammalia; Eulipotyphla; Soricidae. The record is from RefSeq and is a predicted model, not a curated record. Gene Ontology annotation, biological process: lipid homeostasis; triglyceride catabolic process. Gene Ontology annotation, molecular function: triacylglycerol lipase activity. Gene Ontology annotation, cellular component: membrane; cytoplasm; lipid droplet. The transcript has 8 exons.
CCUCCCCAGCCCCCGUCUUGAGCUGGGAGGAUGUCACCCAGAUCAUCCUGGAGGGACUGGAGGAGGCGCACAGGGCCGAGGACUCCCCUGGACACCCCACCCCACUCUCCCCUGCAGAGUUUUGCUGCUGGAAGGUCAUGGAAGGUUUUAAGGAGUUGGAGGAGACAGUCCUGAACCUCUUCCAUCCCUCCUACUGGUCUUUGGAUUACAUCCAGGAACGGUUGGAGGAGUGCCUGCCCCCCGACGUGCAUGUGGUAGCGUCGAAGCACCUGGGGAUCUGUAUCACCCACAUGCCCGAUGGCCAGAACUGCGUCAUCACCGACUUUGCCUCCAAAGAGGAAGUCAUACAGGCCUUGAUCUGUAGCAUGUUCCUUCCCUUCUACUGUGGGGUGAUUCCCCCUAAAUUCAGGGGGCAGUACUAUAUCGAUGGAGCCUUAACCGUCAGCCUGCCCUUUGCGGAGUGCCCCCACACCAUCACCGUGACCCCCUUCCAUGGGACCGCGGACAUUUGCCCAAAGAGCCCCUCACCCAACUUCCAUGAGAUCUUCAGCUGCAAAACCUCCUUCCAGUUCUCCACCUACAAUGUGUACUAUGGCAUCCGCUCCCUCCUGCCCCCCCCAAUUGAGAUGGUGGCAAACAACGCCAGGCAGGGCUACCUGGAUGCCCUCCGGUUCCUGGAGAGACGGGGACUCAUCAAGGAGCCAGUGCUGCGGACCCUGGUGAGCGGGGCUCCCCCUGCUGCAGCCAAGGGGCACCCGGCUGCCAGAGACACCCGAGACUCGAAGAGCGGCCUGAACUUGAACUGGGAGGUGCCCUUCGUGCGGGCAGAGGACAUUCCUGAUUUUGGGGCUGUGUCCCCAGAGCUGGAGGCCGCCCUGCAGAAAAACCUCCUGAGAGACCCCCGGCCCUUGGCCCGCUUCCGCCGCUCCUUGCCGGGUCGCACCCUGAUGUGUCUGUUGCUGCCCUACACGGUUCCCUUACAGACCUUCUACUACCGAGGGAAAAGGCUGAUACAGUGGCUGCCAGAUCUCCCUGCCGACCUUUACUGGAUGCAGGGCCAGGCCUGGAGUGCGGCCACCCAGCUCUAUGCCCGGACAAAGGAGCAGCUGCUGAGGCCAGCCAGCACAGCUCCAGCCCAGUGACGGCCUCACCGGCUCCCUGUCAGGCCCACUUGGCCCAAUACCUCGGACAACGCCUCCCCCUCUCCAUGGUGCACUGAACCUGUGGCAGGUGACCCCUCAGGGUGUCCCCAGCUGGAGGCUUCUCUCUCAGAAGCGGAUCGACCCAUGCGAUUGAUCACGGUUACUGUGCCUGUCUGAGGAGCAAACCACUCAGCGCCCCUCAGGGAACACAAGAUGAUGGGGUGGGAACUCCCCUCAGAUUUUCCUGGGUUCUUCACUAGCUCUCAGGGACAUUGUCACCCAGUCUCCCGUCUCCUCUUGGGUUAGGCCAGAGUGACAACCUGUUGAUGAGGGUAGCUGUGGGAGAAGAGAAGGUUUGGAAGCUCAGAACCCCAACAGCCUGUGCUUCUGUUGGGGUGCCCAAGUGCCCCCAAGUGACAC